AUGGAAGAAGCUGAUAUUCUAAGUGACCGCAUAGGAAUCAUGGUAAAGGGAAAGCUUCGAUGCAUUGGCACCUCAAUUAGAUUGAAGUCGCGCUUUGGCACUGGUUUUAUUACAAAUAUUAGUUUCUAUGGAAACAAUAAUGAAAAUAGUCCUGUAAAUGGUGAUGCAGUAUCAACAAGAAGACAUCAUGAGGCUGUGAAGCAAUUCUUCAAGAAUCGUUUAGAUGUAGUGCCAAAAGAGGAGAACAACAACUUUCUAACUUAUGUGAUUCCUCAUGAAAGAGAGACACUCCUGACAACCUUUAUUGAUUUUUUCUAG
Lathyrus sativus (Indian pea) is the source of this 318-nucleotide messenger RNA. The record is from the annotation of a GenBank genome assembly. NCBI's taxonomy places the organism in Eukaryota, Viridiplantae, Streptophyta, Magnoliopsida, Fabales, Fabaceae.